AUGGCCGUCUUCAGCGUCAAGUCAUGGUCGGUCGUGGCACUUACGAGCCUGUUACCGCUGGUCUCUGCUCUCGGCCAAUCGCCCAUCGUCGCCUUUGAGAACGCUGAGGGGAGCUUCCAGAUUGCCGGUGGUGACGUGGGAACUGGUCAGAUCCGCGUGUCCGCCAAUGAAUACUGGGGCGUCAUCCGUGCUGCCGGCGACCUUGCGGCUGACUUUGGCCGCGUGACGGGAACGAACUACACCUUGAGCAAUGGCGAGAGCGGAGCCCAACCUGCAGCAUAUACCUUUGCUCCUGUUGACGUCACAAACAACACUCACUUCAGCACGACAGCCGAGGAGUCGCUUUCGGGCCCCGAAUACUCCGACCCUGAUGCAGGCAGCACCGUCAUCAUUGCCGGCACCAUCGGCCACUCGGAGAUUAUCGAUCAGCUCAUCGAGUCUGGCCUCAUUGACGUCGGCGAGGUCGAGGGCGAGUGGGAAGCAUUCGUCAGCCAGCUCGUUGAGAACCCUAUCGAGGGCGUCGCUCAGGCUCUGGUCAUCGCUGGCAGCGACCCUCGUGGCACUGUCUACGGCAUUUACGACGUCAGCGAGCAAAUCGGCGUCAGCCCAUGGUACUUCUGGGCCGAUGUCCCUACCCGCCAGCGGGAGAACAUCUAUGCUCUGUCCGAGCGCAAGGUCCAGAAGACGCCGUCCGUCAAGUAUCGCGGCUUCUUCCUCAACGACGAACAGCCUGGACUGUCCAGCUGGGUUGGCACGCAGUGGAAUGACACCUGGAACGAUGCUGCGCCGUACAACCGCCACUUUUACGCGCUUAUCGGCGAGGUUCUGCUCCGGCUGCGGGCAAACUACCUCUGGCCCACGCUCUGGGGCAGCAUGGUGUACAUUGACGAUCCCUACAACCAGCCUCUGCUUGAUGCUUUUGAGAUUGUCCUCGGAGGCUCCCACACGGAGCCCAUGAUGCGGGCGCAGAACGAGUUCCGCACCUUCUACGAGGGCCCAUGGCAGUAUGCCGAAAACAACGAGACGAUUGACGAGUACUUUCGCUACGGCGUCGAGCGUGCCAAGCCUUAUGCGCGCAACAGCGUCUGGACCAUGGCGAUGCGCGGUACAGGCGACACGGCCAUCGAGGGCAACCUCGGCAUCGACGCCAUCGUGAGCAUGCUCGAGACGCUUGUCGACAACCAGCGGUCGAUCAUCGAAGAAGGGCUCGAGAUCGAGUCGGCGGCCGAGGUCGACUCGCUCUGGUGCCUGUACAAGGAGGUCCAAUCGUAUCAGGAGAGGGGACUCGUCGUGCCAGAGGACAUCACGCUCCUGUGGGCCGACGACAACUGGGGCAACGUCCGCAGGCUGCCGCUCGCCAACGAGACGGACCGAUCCGGCGGUGCUGGUGUGUACUAUCACUUUGACUAUGUCGGGGACCCGCGCAACUAUAAGUGGAUCAACACGAUCCAGCUCGAGAAGACGGCCUCGCAGAUGUACCUGUCGUACGCGCGGCACGCGCGCAAGAUCUGGAUUGUCAACGUCGGCGACCUCAAGCCCAAGGAGAUCCCCAUCAGCCACUUCUUCGACAUUGCCUACGAUAUUGACCGCUGGGGCGCCGACGGCACGACCGACUGGGUCCGAGCCUGGGUCGAGCGCGACUUUGGCGGCACACACACGGACGCCAUCACGGACAUUUUGACACGCUACGGCAUGUACGCGGCGCGCCGCAAGUACGAGCUCCUCGAGCCGCAGGUCUACUCGGUCAUCAACUACCACGAGGCCGAGGCCGUGCUGGAGCAGUGGGCGGCCCUGCGCGAGGACACGCAGGCCGUCUACGACGAGCUCGACGAGGCGUACCAGCCCGCCUUUUUCCAGAUGCUGCUUCACCCUGUGCUCGGCGCCGAGAUUGUGUACAAGAUCCAGAUCAACGGCGCCAAGAACCAGCUCUACGCCGGACAGAAGCGCAACUCGGCCAACGAUGUCAUUCGCGAGUCGGUCGCUCUGAUGUACGACGAUUCGAACCUGACGCAGCGCUGGAAUGAAGUGCUCGACGGCAAGUGGGCACACAUGCUUGACCAAACCCAUUUGGGUUACGAUGGCUACUGGCAGCAGCCCAUGAGGAACACGCUGCCAGACCUGCGCUACGUCCAGGACGUGUUCCCGUCGCUCGGCGGCCAGUACGGCAUUGGCGUCGAAGGCUCGAAUGCCAGCAUCCAGGGCGACUCCAAGUGGCACGCGCUGUCGUCGAGCGGCCUCGAGAUGCUGCCACUGAGCCCCUGGGGCGCCGCGUCGCGGUACAUUGACGUCUUCAGCCGUGGCCCCAAGCACUGCAACUGGCAGGCCUCACCGUGGGAGCCGUACGUGCAGCUGUCGCAGUACAACGGCACCGUCGGCGGCGACAACGGCACGGACACGCGCAUCUACAUGACGAUUGACUGGGCCAGCGCUCCGGCGGCGCCCAACCGCACCGAAGUUUUCAUCAACAUCACCAGCGACUGCCGAGGCUUUGAGCGCUACGCGGGUGCCGAGCCCCGUCUCACGGCGAUUGUGGAGAGCGUGUCUGUGCCGGACAAUUUUACCGAAGGGUUCGUCGAGGCUGACGGUCACGUCGCCAUUGAGGCGUCUCACUACCAGAGCAUCUUCGAGGGCACAGGCGGAUCGUCGUCAUCGUCACCGCCGAACAGCACGGGCUCCAACUCGACGAGCGUCAGGAGGCGCCAAGACAGCAACGAGACGGCGCCAGCGUACCACACGCUCCGGAACUACGGGCGCACGCUGGCGGGUGUCGGGCUCUACCCGCUCGACUCGGAGAAGCUCGAGGUGGGCGAGGGCCCGGCGCUCGAGUACAGCGUGUACCUCUUCACGAACCACUCGGCGGCCAACGUGACGGUGUACAUGUCGCCGGGCGCCAACUACCUCGGCGACAACAACCCGCUGCAGUACGCGAUCGCGCUCUUCCCGGCGGGCGGCGAGCAGCCGGAGCCGACGGUGGUGACGCCGAUCGGGCCCAACGUCGGAUCCAACAUGCCCGACGGCUGGGGUCAGGCCGUGGCCAACGCCGUCUGGGGCCUGCAGGGCAACUACACGACAUCGUCGUUCAACGUCACGCAGGAGGGCGCGUACACGCUGCGCAUCUGGGCGCUGCUGCCGAACAUUGUGGUGCAGAAGAUUGUCAUUGACCUCGGCGGCGUGCGUGAUUCGUACCUCGGGCCGCCGGAGAGCUUCCUCGUGGGGAGGGACGAGAGGGGAUCCUACAACGGCACGUCCUUUGUGACGACGCCGGGCAUUGUCGGCGGAGUGGACCACAACCGGACGUCGUUGCCUGGAGGCGGCGAGUCCGAGGAGGCUGACGAGUCGAACAAGGCGUCGAACGAUGCUGGCGGCUUGGCGGUGGGAGGCUUCACGAGUGUGCUCAUGGUGGUUCUGGCGGUCGUACUGGUGCUAUGA
Verticillium alfalfae VaMs.102 is the source of this 3429-nucleotide messenger RNA. RefSeq lists its product as hypothetical. Bases 1 to 3429 code for a protein of 1142 amino acids. The transcript has 4 exons. The record is from RefSeq and is a predicted model, not a curated record. Lineage: Eukaryota; Fungi; Ascomycota; Sordariomycetes; Glomerellales; Plectosphaerellaceae.